CACACAAAUUAAAACAUUUUUGCUUCUAGUAAAGAUAAACAAAUGAAAUAAGUUUGAACAAUAGGCAAAUAAGUUUAAAUAAUAGGCAAAUAUGUUGAAAUUAAUGCCCACAUUUAAUUUUAACUCUCAACCCAAAACUAAAUGUGGAGAAAUAUUCUGCCACAACACCAACGACUUUACCGUCUACUGUACAUUUUGCGAAAUGAAAUCAUUUUCCUUUGAGGAUUUUCUAAGACAUCUUAAAACUUUACAUUUUGCCAGUGAAGUGUGUAAAAAUGAAAGCACAACAUAUUGCAACACCAAAUUGGAAGCUGAAGAGGACAAAAUAUACGAUACUUUAAUAAAAUCAUAUGAUGAUAAAGACCAGACAGAUUUCGAAAAUACUUCUGCUCUAGAUGAUAGAGAUUUUGAUGAUGAUGAUGCUGAUUGCUGUGAUAAUGAUAGUUACGAUGAACCUUUGGUAGUAUUAAAGAAAAAACUUGUUAAGCAAAGAAGCAAAAGGCGUAAGACUAAAACGGAAAACAAAAGUGACCAAAGCGAAGAAGAUGUUUGUAGAGAUUUUUAUUCUGAUGAGGAGUUUAAGCCUAGGUUAAUUGAAAAUGCUGCUGUUCAUAGCUGCCCUCAAUGUGGUCAAUCCUUUAAAACUGCCGGCCUUUUACGCAGCCACCUCAAUCGUACGCACGAUGAUAAAUCCUCGGAAAACUCUCUUAAAAAGGAAGGCAAGCAAAUACCGUGUAAUGAAUGUGAUCAAAUAUUUCCCAGUAAAAAAUCUCUCUACGGACAUAUAGUAGACUAUCACAUGGGAUUUAAGUGUAACAUGUGCGACAAACGUUUCAAACAGUUGCAACAACGUGAUCGUCAUGAAUUUUGCCAUACCGCAGCUCGUGUCUUCUCUUGCCAUAUCGAGGGUUGCGACAAAAGCUUUACCCACAAAUAUUAUUUACAGCGCCACCUGGACAGUCAUAAUAAAGAGCGUAAAUUUGUAUGUGAUUUUGAGAAUUGCAGUAAAGCUUUUCACACUUUGCGUUGUUUGAAAGCGCACAAAAAUCGUCAUACUAAACCGAAAAAUCUAAUAUGUGAUACUUGUGGCUAUACCUGUCGCGAAUACGAUCGUUUGCGUAUACAUCAACGGGUACAUACGGGAGAGAAACCUUAUGGUUGUCAAGAGUGCGGUAAAAGAUUUACUAGUAAUGCAGCACUUUUGGAACACACAGCCUCACAUACCGGUAUACGUUCACAUGUCUGUAAUCAGUGUAAUGCAACAUUUACACGCCAGAAAUCGCUACAUCAACAUCGACUGAAAUGUACUGCUAGUACGGUGACUGCAACGUGAACUGUUCGGAAAAGAAGUGACAAAAAAACAUUCCAUAAGAAUUUUAGGUGUACGAAAAUGAUCUUUAAAGGAUUCUAGCACGGAUUGAAGGAAGCUACUUAAGAAUCGUUUCCAGCAGGAGUAUAACGUAUAACAAAAAUUGGCUUAUUGAUAUCGUAUAGCCAAGGCGAAAAGGAAAAAAAGGCGUUUAAAUAACUACUCCUUUGAACACUCUUUGAAAAUGUUCUUGGGAGUCAGUAAAAUUACACUUUUCCAGAGUGAUAACCAUGAAAAGUUAUCAAUAAUACAUUUAUUGAGUUAAUCUACAAGAUAUAUAUUUAAAUAAAUUCUAAUUAC
Messenger RNA from Lucilia cuprina (Australian sheep blowfly), 1669 nucleotides. RefSeq names its product zinc finger protein 28-like. The record is from RefSeq and is a predicted model, not a curated record. The transcript has 2 exons. Gene Ontology annotation, molecular function: RNA polymerase II cis-regulatory region sequence-specific DNA binding; DNA-binding transcription factor activity, RNA polymerase II-specific. Gene Ontology annotation, biological process: regulation of DNA-templated transcription. The coding region runs from base 92 to 1333 and encodes 413 amino acids. Lineage: Eukaryota; Metazoa; Arthropoda; Insecta; Diptera; Calliphoridae.